GUUGAAAAGUAAUUUUGUUAGCCAUUUUUUCUAAAAAGGUGAUGUAAAAAGGCACAAGUCGUGUCCAAAUAUUGUAUACUAUGCCGUUAGCGAAUUCAGUGGAGCCAUGGCAAAUUCAUCACGCCGAUACAGAGCUUUUGGAGUAUCCAGAUCCCUAAGAAUUAUAUCUUCCCAGUCCGGGGAAGCUGAAGAUCAAAAUUCCACCGAUGAAACGGGACCUAAUGAAGGAGAACACGAAAUCGAACUGGGCGAGUUGGUCAGAAACGGCCACGACAGAGCGGAUCCCUCUCAGUUCGAGUUGCUAAAAGUGCUGGGAGAGGGCUCGUUCGGCAAGGUAUUCCUGGCCCGAAAGGUAGAGGGAGCCGACGCGGGCACCCUCUAUGCCAUGAAGGUGCUGAAGAAGGCCACGUUGAGAGUCAGGGACCGCCAUCGCACGAAAUUAGAGAGGAACAUAUUGGUAGAUGUGGAACAUCCGUUCAUCGUAAAAUUGCAUUACGCUUUCCAAACCGAAGGUAAACUCUAUCUGGUGUUGGACUUUCUCAGAGGCGGUGAUUUGUUUUCCAGAUUGAGCAAAGAAGUUAUGUUCACCGAAGAGGACGUGAAGUUUUAUCUGGCAGAAUUAGCGCUCGCUUUGAAUCACCUGCACACGUUAGGAAUUAUUUACAGGGAUUUGAAGCCGGAAAAUGUGUUGUUGGAUUCGGACGGGCAUAUAGCUUUGACUGAUUUCGGACUCUCGAAAUUGCCUCUGGAAGAAGGGAAAGCGUACAGCUUUUGCGGAACCGUGGAGUACAUGGCGCCGGAGGUGGUCAACAGAAAAGGCCACACUUUCGCAGCGGAUUGGUGGUCGUUCGGCGUAUUGAUGUACGAAAUGCUCACCGGUACGCUACCAUUCCAAGGUACCAACAGACGAGAAACGAUGAAUCAAAUUCUAAAGGCCAAACUGGGCAUGCCGGCCAAUCUCAGUCCCGAAGCCCAAAGCCUCCUGAGGGUGUUGUUCAAGCGGAAUCCCGCUAAUCGAUUGUGCUCGGGACCCGGCGGGAUCGAAGACUUGAAAAACCACGAAUUCUUCGCUACCAUCGAUUUCGACGCUUUGUUAGCGAAGAAGAUUAGACCGCCGUUUCAACCGGCCGUGUGCGGUCCCGAGGACGCCUAUUUCGAUUCGGAAUUCACGAGUAAAACGCCCAGGGACUCGCCCGGCAUGCCGGCCAGCGCCAACGCCCACGAGCAAUUCAGAGGAUUUAGUUUCAUAGCGCCGUGUCUGUUGGAAAACGGCAAUCUUCCGAAGAAAAUGGAAACGCCGACGAAUUCGGUGAGGACGGUCGAUCGAAACUUCUUCGACGAUUACAUUUUACUGGACAUAAUCGGCGGAGGUAGUUAUAGUAUCUGUAAAUUGGCUAAGCACAAAACGACGGGACAGCAAUACGCCGUUAAGAUCAUUAACAAAUCGUUGUGCGAUUGCCGCGAGGAGGUGGAAAUUUUGUUGAGAUACGGGAAACAUCCCGGCAUCGUUACGCUUAAGUCCGUCUACGAGGACACCAGUAAAAUCUACUUGGUGCUUCAGUUGUUGAAAGGUGGCGAUUUGUUGGAUUAUAUGGAGAAAAGGAAAUCUCUAUCGGAAUACGAAGCAGCGACUAUACUGAAAACAUUGGCUUCGACUAUAGCGUAUUUACACGAGAACGGCGUGGUACACAGGGAUUUGAAACCGGCCAAUAUACUUUUCGCUUCGGAGGAUUUAACAGCCGAAAGUAUUACAAUCUGUGAUAUGGGUUUUGCCAAACAGUUGAGAGCCGAAAACGGUCUUCUUAUGACACCUUGCUACACCGCCAAUUACGCCGCGCCGGAGGUCCUCAAGCGCCAAGGCUACGACGCCGCCUGCGACAUCUGGUCGCUGGGCGUCAUCCUCUACAUCAUGCUAUCGGGCCGCUGUCCCUUCAGCAUGACAUCCAAAGACAGCCCGCAGAAGAUCCUGCAGCGGAUCAGCUCGGGUUCCAUCGAUCUAUCUUGCGGCAAAUUGAGCGAGGUGAGCAGCGAGGCGAAGCUGCUGGUGUCCGAUAUGCUGCACAUCCUGCCCGAGCGCCGCCCCACCGCCGCCCAGAUCGUGAAGCACCCGUGGGCGAGGCGCGCUUCGGCCUUCUACCACCAGCACCACAAGAAAGAGCAGCAUUUGAGCCACGCCGAGGCGGCCAAUACGAGCGCGCCCCAUUUGAAGGAAGCGGUGGCUGCCACGUUUAAAGCGAUAGCGACGUCUCCGCAGGUGGCCCAUUUGGGGCCCGUGGCGAUGUCGGAGUUGGCGAAGAGGCGGUUCAGGAACAAGGCCAUGAAGCAGUUUAGGGAGCAGUCGAGGAACGAGGAUUGAGUUGGAGGCUGUUGAUUUAUUAAUUACCCCGCUUGGUUGUUUGGUAAAUGUGUAUUUUUUGUGAUAGAAGAGUACGAAGGGCGGUGUUUGUCUCGUUGAAAUUUGUUGAAAAUGUAGUAAGUAUUGCCUUUUGUAUCUUCGAAUGGUUCACUAGAUUCUAAACCAGAAGUCAAUCUUAUUAUAGCUGUUGUGUGUUAUGUUAGGUUUUAUACUAUCCUGUAAAUUUGCAUCAUCGAAUGGAUUUCUAUACGAUUUUUUUUUAACGUACAACUAAGCAUAUUAGUAUCAUAAUUUGGGGACAACCUGUGUAUACAUAUUCUUUUGAAAUGAAGGUUUAAUUUGUAUUAUAUUUUUUACGCUAAUUUAUAGCAUUUCGGUUAAGUUUUACAUUUAUUUAAUAUUUUUUUAUACAUAUCUAUAAGUAUGAUUUUAAACAGAGUAAUAUUUCAGUCAGUAUUUGUACAAAUUCGUGAAACAUUAUAUUUUUAAUACUCGCUUCCUGAUCCUUAAUUCAAAUCUUAUUGGUUUUGGACAAAUUGCAGGAGAAAUAUUUUUUCUACGAAUUGUAUAAAACCGAUUUCGGAGCAUGUUAUAAUUUGUUAUUUAACUACUAACAAGUUCGUAAUGUAUACUUAUUAAAGAUAAGUGUUAAGUGAUUCUCUCAAGCAGCCUGCAAAUCGGGCGAAUAUGUAAACGUCAAUUUUAAAAGUUUUGCCAUAACUGUGCGUACAUUCCUCAUGAGAACCGAGACGUGAAUUUAAAGUCUCCCUAUAGCAAAUAAAUCGAUAUAUCGAUUCGAUUGGGCCGAAUCGGCGAAAGCUCCGGACUUAAUUUCGCGUCUCUCUCGAUUUCACAUUGUCUUUCGUGGAAUUGUGCAUAUCAGUGUCGUAGAUUAAGUACAAAGUAUUAAAGGAAGGGACUCGAAAUGAGUUAAAUUAUUUUUGUGAUAGUAGCGUAAUGUAUUUUUGUAUUAACCGUCGAAAGACAAUCAAAACGUGCGAAGUGAUUGCAGUGCCAAAAGUAAAAUUUUAAGGGGUUUAUUUUGGUCAAAGUAUACCUAUAAUAAUAUAUCGAUAAUUAAGUUUCUGCAUAAUUUACUAGAGAAUUGGCCACGUAAAUAGGUAGAUUAUUUGUUGAAAGAUGAGGUUAGUUCCAAUGGAAAUUUUAGUCUUUAGUGUACUUUGUUGUAACGAAAUGCGUUACGUACUUAUACAGGACGUUUUAAAUUAUCGUGCCUAAUGUAAAUAACCCUUUAGCAUCGUCCCUUUCUUUGAUAAUUUCCCUAAGAAUGUAACUGUGUAUAUUUUUUCACUAGCUAAUGCCUACUUGUAUAUGUGUGUAUUUUUUUUACCUGUACAUAAACUGUUGCUUUUUACUCGAUGUCGACAAUAAAAAAGGUUUUAUUUUUGUCUCGGAUUAUUUUAUUGUAAACAUUUUUUAUUAUUUCUUUUGCAUAUGAUGUCCCAACAAGUUAAUACAUUCAUCAAAUAUUCUGGUUACAUCAAAUUAUAAUUUAUUUAUUAGUAGAGUUGGAUUUGCGGGAAAUUGCUAACUCAAAUCAUUAAAAGUUAGUCAAAAAAUAGCAAAAGAAGCCUAAAUAGUAGUGAUAAUACUUUACGUAAAAUCCGAACUCUAUUUAGUAUGUUACUGUUCGAAAUCGAAUUGCUUUUAGCUUACCACUGUGCUAUAUCUAUUAUCGAAUUGUUUAUUUGUAUUUAUAUGAAAAAUAUAACGUUUGUUUGUGUAA
This is a messenger RNA of Phyllotreta striolata, 4103 nucleotides long. The record is from the annotation of a GenBank genome assembly. NCBI's taxonomy places the organism in Eukaryota, Metazoa, Arthropoda, Insecta, Coleoptera, Chrysomelidae.